Xiphias gladius (swordfish) is the source of this 3114-nucleotide messenger RNA. RefSeq names its product organic anion transporter X (gene oatx). The transcript has 17 exons. The record is from RefSeq and is a predicted model, not a curated record. Gene Ontology annotation, cellular component: membrane. Gene Ontology annotation, biological process: transmembrane transport. Lineage: Eukaryota; Metazoa; Chordata; Actinopteri; Istiophoriformes; Xiphiidae. Gene Ontology annotation, molecular function: transmembrane transporter activity. The coding region runs from base 710 to 2467 and encodes 585 amino acids.
CAUGGAAUAUAAAGUAAGAGUUCAUGAACAUCUAUGGAAAGACUCUUUACAACUGAAUUUGUACAACGAGAGCACUGUGGAAAAGUUGUAUUUCACUUUAGACGUUUAGCUUCUCCCUCAUCAGUCCCAUCAGGAGGUGUUUCACCCACGUAACGUGCAUCUGUGUGUUGAGUUUGGUCCUGUAUGUCAGCUGCUGUGUUGUCGGGGUUUAAACCCUACUGAGUCAUUUGUUGACUGAAACUCAGUCGGACGAAUUCCAGGAGAGAAAAACUCAGCGAGGAGUGAGGACACGAAAACAAACUGAGACGAGGAGGAGGAACUCAGGCAAGCCUGGAGAGGUCUGGAGAAGCCUGGAGAGACAUAGAGGUGGUCUGGAAAAGUUUGGAAGGAGUUUGGAAAUCAACUAGUCAACUGCUGCUCCAGACCUCUCUCUCCCUCUGUCCAUCCACCUGUCCAUCCGUCCGUCCAUCGGUCCACUCCUCCACCCGUCCAGUCAUCCAUCAGCCUGCAGACUGUAAGUUCUUUCUGAAGGAACUGAAGCUCAAACCUUGAAAACACUAAUCUGUUAAUGUUAUUAUUGUUAUUAUUAUUAAAUGAACGCCUUUGUCUGACUGUGACAGUGGAAUAAAAACAUGAAUAAACUGUUUUAGAAAAUAUUUUAAAAGUAAAAGUAUUAAAACGACAUUAAAGAAAUCAAACAGAGAGAGAGAUGGGCUUCGCUGACCUGCUGGAGGAGAUUGGUGGGUUCGGUAGGUACCAGUGGAUCCAUGUGACACUGAUCAGUUUACCUGGUUUGAUGAUGGCGAGUCAGAACCUGAUGAACAACUUCGUCUCAGGAAUCCCCGCCCACCACUGCAGCCUGCCGGCCAAUCACAGCCUGUACAACCUGUCGCAGUACCAGGUGGAUGAGAAGCAGCUGCUGAAAGCUUUCAUUCCUCUGGACUCUGCAGGAAAUAGACUGCACCGCUGCAGGAGGUAUGUGGAGCCUCAGUGGCAGCUUUUAUCUGCUAACAGCUCAGCUAACAUUAGUCAGCUACAGACCGAAGAAUGUGUGGACGGAUGGACGUUUGACCGCUCCGAGUUCCUCGCUACCACUGUUUCCGAGUGGGAUCUGGUCUGUUCUCUGCGUCCUCUGAAACAGAUGAUUCAGACCAUCUAUAUGGGUGGAGUUUUAACAGGAGCCAUCAUCUUCGGUAGCCUGUCAGACAGGUUUGGGAGGCGGUCUGUCCUUAUUUGGUCAUACUUGCAACUGGGUGUGCUCGGCUGUAGCUCCGCCCUCUCCACUUCAUACUCUGCCUAUUGCAUUUUUAGGUUUCUGAGUGGAAUGGCGGUGUCCGGAGUCAUCCUCAAUGGAGUCUCACUGAAGGUGGAGUGGAUCCCAACCAAAGCCAGGACAUUAGUUGGCACGCUCACCUCCUUCUUCUUCACUUUUGGUCAGAUGAUCCUGGCAGGGCUUGCCUAUUGGCUGAGAGACUGGAGGAAGCUGCAGGUCGUUAUUUGUGCUCCUCAGUUCCUGUUCUUCGCAUACAGCUGGUGGUACUCAGAGUCAGCCCGUUGGUUGGUUCUGAACCGUCGGUCUGAGGAGGCGUUAAAGAGUCUACACCGAGUUGCUCGAAUCAACGGAAAACCAGAGAUGAUCAACAAGUUAACACUGGAGGUGCUCCACUCUCACAUGAAUAAGGAGAUUGAGUCAAGUCGUUCAUCGUUCACAGCGUAUGACCUGCUGAAGACCAGAGGGAUGAGACGCAUCUCCAUCUGUCUUAUAGCUGUUUGGUUCUCCACCAGUUUUGCGUACUAUGGUUUGGCAAUGGACCUGCAGAAGUUCGGGGUGAGUAUAUACCUGAUGCAGAUCAUCUUUGGAGCUGUAGAUUUUCCCGCCAAACUGCUGGCUCUCGGGAUGCUCAGUUACCUCGGAAGGCGGGUCUCUCAGGCCACCUGUCUCUUCCUGUCAGCCUUCAUCAUCUUUGCCAACAUAUUUGUCCCCACAGACAUGCAGACCAUCAGGACCACGUUGGCGUGUCUUGGUAAAGGUUUUACCUCGGCAUCCUUCACCACCAUCUACCUGUACACUGGAGAGCUCUACCCCACCAUCAUCAGGCAGACAGGAAUGGGCUUCGUCUCCACCAUGGCGAGAGUCGGCAGCAUGGCCGCACCCGCCGUCCUCAUCCUGGAUGAGGUACUCCCUGCUCUGCCCAGUAUGGUGUAUGGGGGGGCAGCAGUGUUGGCCGGAUGCUUUGCCUGCUUCCUGCCAGAGACACUGAACGUCCCACUGCCUGACACCAUUGAGGAUGUGGAGGAGAAAUGGUCCGGGAGAAGCCCCGCCUCCCGACAGAAAGAGGGUGUGUCCUUACAAGAGAGUGUUGUCUCAGAUGAUGACGUCGUCUCUCGUGCGGGCGUGGUUUCAAAGGAGAGUGUGGCUUUAAAAGAGUUGAAGGAAACAGAAGGGACUGGCCUCAAUGCCCUCUGACCAAUCAGACACUGCCAAAUCACACAGUCAGAGCCAAUGGAGUAGUGAAGUGUGAGGGCGCUUUCAUUUCAGAUUUUUCUUUAAUCUCCUGAAUGUUACUGCACAAUGAAACUCUACUGGAUAAUGUAACAGUCAGACAGGUUUAUGUUCUGACACCAAUUUGAAUUAUUUACACUUUGUUUCUGACUAAUCAGCCUUCUAUGUCUCUAAAUACUACAUUACCCAUGAGCCUGUGCUGCUGUGGCCAGGGAGAAAAGGUCAGUCAGUGAUGUGAAUCAGGUCAGGCCUUCACUGUUACAACUGAGAACAAAACACAUAGCCAUGGUGACUGAAUUCACCUACCGCGGAUCCAGAAUUUAAAGGUGAAUUGAUUUAAACUGCAGAUUGUGUUCAGUUUUCUCAACAUGUCAUCUUUAGAUAUUUAACUUCCACCUGCUGUUAGUGCAGUCCUGUAGCAAGAGGAAACUUCUUGGACGGGUAUCUGACGUCCAUCGAUGGGCCCUUUCUGUUUUGUUUUGGCAUUAAUUAAUAAUUAAAAAUGAUCAUGGGAAAUGUUGUUGUGAUUUUAUUUCAACAGUAUUAACAUUAAUUUUUGUGAGAAGCUUCCGAAUCCUGAUCCUUCACAAUAUUUUUAGUGCACAAUUUUU